AUGGCGGAGCAACGCCCAGCGCUGCCCGAGUCGCGCAAUCCUAUGCUCGAGGAAGACCGCGCGCCUCCUCAUGAAGUCCUCGUUGAGCGUCGCUGUCUCGGUCAGACCGAGCUCAAAGUGAAGCCCGGUCAGGUCGGCACCUCCAAUGCCACCAAGCCAGAGAACUUGGGCAUGCUCGACUACGCUCACCUCCGUGUGCCCCUCCCCAAAGAUCUCUCCGGCAGUGGUAUCUUCCUUCGUGGCGCCAACCGCAAAUACCCAGAGGCAUACUUUUUGAUGCGACGAUCGCGUGAUGGUUACAUCAGCGCCACUGGCAUGUUCAAAGCCGCCUUCCCAUUUGCUUCUCUCGACGAGGAGAAGACUGAGAAGGAGUAUAUCACAUCGUUGGAAGAGACCUCAAGCGAAGAGGUCGCUGGAAAUGUUUGGAUCAGCCCAGCUAAAGCUCUCGAAUUGGCCGAUGAGUACGGCAUCAAGCUUUGGAUUGCUGCCCUGCUCGACCCGGAAGACAUUGCGCACGGCAACAACGACGCGAGCAAACAAAUCACAUCACCACCACCUUUCAACAUGGAGGACAGCGUCAAUGGCCUCGGCCGAACACCCGGAGGAGCAGAGAAGAAAUCGGCUGAUGGCAAGCGCUCAACGCGCGGCGCUCGCAGCCUCCGAUCUGAGUCGCCGACCGCCACCACCAAGUCCAAGGCCUCUGCGCGCAAGAUGGCCACCCCUCGCAAGGCUCGCAAACCGCGCGGAACUGUGAACAGCGUCGAUGAGACCGCCUCAGUUGCUGCCGAUGACACCGCCGUCACCACCAACGGCGUCCACAAGGAGGAGGAGGACAGCGAGGCCGUCAAGGUCGAGGUCGAGACGACGACCGUCCCCGUUACCAACGGCACCACUACCGACGAGAUCACAGAGUCCACCACUGUCCGCGUCUCGGUGCCCGCAUCGCACCCGGACCUGGCUGUUGGCCCGCCCAACGAUAUGGAUGAGAUGCUACAAAAGGCGCGCGACAUGGUCGCCGAGGCCGAGCGCCUCAGCCGGAGCACCACCGAUGCUACCUCUACUUCGCCCCGCCAGAGCGGCAAGCGGAAAGCAGAUGAGAUCACCGUUGAGGAAAACGAGGUUGCGCCCGUCGAGACUACGAAGCGCGCCAAGGUGGUCGAGGUCGAGCUGCGAAAAGAAAGAGUCCGAAGAAGGGCGCUCACGGGUAUUGCAGGUGUUUUGGCUUUGGGUGCACUGGUCCCCAGCAUCAUGGCUGCCUUCCCUUGGUCAUGA
Molecule: messenger RNA, 1272 nt
Organism: Dissoconium aciculare CBS 342.82
Lineage: Eukaryota; Fungi; Ascomycota; Dothideomycetes; Mycosphaerellales; Dissoconiaceae
Exons: 5
Coding region: 1-1272 (423 amino acids)
Biological process (GO): mitotic telomere tethering at nuclear periphery; meiotic attachment of telomere to nuclear envelope
Cellular component (GO): nuclear membrane complex Bqt3-Bqt4
Molecular function (GO): DNA binding
Source: RefSeq, a predicted model, not a curated record